UUUGCUGUUGUAGGACGUAUGGAUGAGUUAAAAGUUGGAAAUAAGCUGGUCAAAGCUCGCCAGUACCCUUGGGGUGUUGUACAAGUGGAAAAUGAAAACCACUGUGACUUUGUAAAGCUUCAGGAAAUGCUCAUUUGUACAAACAUGGAGGAUCUGAGAGAACAGACCCAUACGAGGCCCUGUGAACUGUACAGGCGUUGCAAACUGGAGGAAAUGGGCUUUCCUGAUGUGGGCCCAGAGAAUCAGCCUCCCAGUCUUCAAGAGACAUAUGAGGCCAAAAGACACAAAUUUUAUGGGGAACGUCAGAGGAAGGAAGAAGAAAGGAAGCAGAUGUUUGUGCAGCGGGUGAAGGAGAAAGAAGCCAUGCUAAAAGAAGCUGAAAAAGAGGUGCAGGCCAAAUACGAGCACCUCAAAAGAGUUCACCAAGAAGAGAGAAUGAAGCUUGAGGAGAAGAGAAGACUUUUGGAAGAAGAAAUAAUCUCUUUCUCUAAAAAGAAAGCUACCUCCGAGAUAUACCAGAACCAGAGCUUUAUGGGCAGCAACCUGAAGAAGGACAAAGACCGUAAGAACUCCAAUUUUAUGUAAAACAAAGGUUCCAGAUCACAGAAGGUCAUCAGAAGCAAAAGUUAUUAAAAAGUUAGAAAUAUGCUGUGAUUUUCUUGCUCAUUUUAUUUGCUGUAUCAGUUAUUUUGUAUCUGGCAAAUGGCCACAGUUACUGUCUUUUAUAGAAAAAUACUUUCAAGUAUAAGGUCAAUACAUAAACCAGAGUGGGUGAUAAGAACUUAUGCGUCCACUACUGUGAAGUUUUAAGCUGCUGGUUUGUGAUGUAUCAAGAUCAUUGCCUCUACUGCCGACUUACUGUCACUUUGCAGAGCGCCACCACAGAGCCGUGCCACUGCCUUUGACAGCAGAGCUCGCUCACAUCAGGCUGAUUGCAUUUACGUUCUAAGAUGAACCUUUUGUUUUGUGCACACUAAAGGUAAAAUUUUGAGAAUAUGUUUUAAAAUGUAUUAUGUACCUAAAACUCUAACCUCUCAAUAGUUUUAUAGAACUUUUUAAUUUUUGAUAUGAUUAUCCAGUUAGUAACAUGAUCCUAAGCUUUUGUAUAAAAUUUUAUGUAAUAUGAUGGUCUUCCAUGCUUCAGUACACUUUAUGGUGGCUGAUGUAUGAUGAUGAAAAAAAAAAGUUUAAAAGUAAAAACACCCACGUAUAUAUAUACCCUUUUUCUAGUGAUAAGUACUUUUGAAUUGGUGUUAUCACAGUAUUUUUAUUAGGAUGUAUUACAUAUUUGUGGCUUAAAACUGUCUUCCAAGGGAAAAAUAAGAUUGAAUUACCUUACUAAAAAUAUUUCUAAGAAAAUAGCUAUGAGCAUCUGAAUAUUAAAGAUAUAAACAUUUAGAUAAUUCAUAUCAGUGCCUUAGUAGUAGUCUCAGAACAAUUAACUUUUUCUUAACAGUCAUAGGUAUAUAAUUUUUUUAUUUUUUUGUACCUAAAUAUUCUAAAUAAAACUGACAUUUACUCUUGACAAAUAAAAUAUAUCUGCAUAUUUACUAAAAUGUGUUUACAUUAAUUUUUCUGUUUACAAACUGUCAUCUUAAGAAACAUUUUAUCAAAGUUCAUUUAAUUGUAUGUCUGAACUAUUUUAAAACAAGUAUAUUACCAGUAUUUUUCAGACAACAAAAUGUUUAAGUUAGCCUAUGUUAGAUUCUGAACAGUGCUUUUUUUAUGAAGUUGUAUAAGUUGCAAAUAAAACCUUUCAUUUUUU
Myotis brandtii (Brandt's bat) is the source of this 1765-nucleotide messenger RNA. Its product is annotated as septin-10-like. The record is from RefSeq and is a predicted model, not a curated record. The transcript is spliced from 2 exons. Gene Ontology annotation, biological process: cytoskeleton-dependent cytokinesis. Gene Ontology annotation, cellular component: cell division site; septin complex; septin ring. Gene Ontology annotation, molecular function: molecular adaptor activity; GTP binding; GTPase activity. NCBI's taxonomy places the organism in Eukaryota, Metazoa, Chordata, Mammalia, Chiroptera, Vespertilionidae. The annotation marks the transcript as partial.